Messenger RNA from Acanthosepion pharaonis, 1134 nucleotides. The record is from the annotation of a GenBank genome assembly. Lineage: Eukaryota; Metazoa; Mollusca; Cephalopoda; Sepiida; Sepiidae.
AUGUGUUGGCUGAGUCGCAGUCGGGCAGACUGCGACCGUAUCAUAAACCGACCGCCAUUAACACACGGUGUGUCCAAUUUUCUUUACUCGUAUCUCGGAAUUUCUUUCUUUCUUUCUUUCUUUCCAUUUUUAUCAUUCACUAUAAUGGAAUCUCUUUUUCUUUCUUUCUUUUUUCUUUCUUUCUUUCUCAUUUAUCCUAAUGGAAUUCAUUCUUUCUUUCUUUUUGUCUCAUUCAUUCUAAAGGAAUUUCUUUUAUUUCUUUCUUCCUUUCCAUUUUUAUCAUUCGCUCUAAAGGAAUUUCUUUAUUUCUUCCUUUCUCUCUUUCUUUCUUUCUUUCUUUCUUUCUUUCUUUCUUUCUUUCUCAUUCAUUCAAAAGAAAUUUCGUUCUUUUUUCUUUCUUCGUAUAUUUUUCUUUCUAUUUUUCUUGCUUUUCUAUCGCUGUUCAUAACUAUCUAUGUUUCUAUCUCUCUUUGUUCAUAUCUAUCUAUCUAUCUAUCUAUCUAUCUAUCUAUCUAUCUAUCUAUCUAUCUAUCUAUCUAUCUCUGUCUUUUUUGUAUUUCUUUUUUUCUUUCUUUCAUUUAUUUAUAUCUGUCUAUUUCAAUCUGUUUAUAUUUCUUUCUUUCUGUCUUUCUUUCGUAUCUAUCUAUCUAUCUGUCAGUCAGUCUGUUCGCAUCUAUCUAUCUAUCUAUCUAUCUAUCUAUCUAUCUAUCUUCAUAUGUAUCUAUCUCGUUCUUUUUUGUAUUUCUUUCUUUCAUAUAUUUAUAUCGAUCUAUUUCAGGUUGUUUAUAUUUCUUCCUUUCUUUCUUUCCUACAUUUAUAUCUAUCUAUCUAUCUAUCUAUCUAUCUAUCUAUCUAUUUCGGUCUAUUCAUAUAUCUUUCUUUCUUUCUUUCUUUCUUUCUUUUUUCUUUCUUAGUAUAUUCAUAUCUAUCUAUCUAUCUAUGUCAUUUUGUAUUUCUUUCUUUCUUUCUUAUAUUUAUAUCUAUCUAUUUUCAUUUGAUAUCAAUUUUAAACAUCUAUCUAUCUAUCUAUCUAUCUAUCUAUCUAUCUAUCUAUCACUUUGUUCAUAUCUAUUUAUCUAUCCAUCUAUCAGUUUGUUCAUAUCUAUCUAUCUAUCUAUCUAUCUAUUUUUUUAG